Molecule: messenger RNA, 2848 nt
Organism: Argiope bruennichi
Lineage: Eukaryota; Metazoa; Arthropoda; Arachnida; Araneae; Araneidae
Product: RNA polymerase-associated protein LEO1-like
Exons: 19
Coding region: 214-2778 (854 amino acids)
Biological process (GO): positive regulation of transcription elongation by RNA polymerase II; transcription elongation by RNA polymerase II
Cellular component (GO): Cdc73/Paf1 complex; nucleus
Molecular function (GO): RNA polymerase II C-terminal domain phosphoserine binding
Source: RefSeq, a predicted model, not a curated record
UAAUUGUUGCUUUUUCGUAAUGUACCGUUUGUAAAUAUUGUUACUUGUCCCACCAAAGUAAGAUUUUUGUUACUGUUUGUGAGAAUUUUAAUUUUAUGUGAUAAAAAAGCCCCCAACGAUCCUAGAUUGUUCGUUUUAUCAUUAUUUAAAUUGUUUCGUUUGUAGUAUCUAGUCAUAACCUUAUGGUUUCACGUGGACUUAGAAUAAUUUGAAAUGGACGAUUUGUACAGUAGCGAAGAUUCCGGUGAUGAGAGACACAGUAAAAGAUCUUCUCCUGAAGGAAGUGGGCAGUCUGAUGGUAGUGGUCAAAGUGAUCAAGAAUCUGACAAUGAACAGAGUGCACAGUCAGAGCAAAGUAGGGAUGGAUCAGAAAGAGAUAGUGGUUCCGAGAGAGGAGGAGGCGGUCAAUCUUCUCCUGAGCAUUCUCAGAAUGAAUCAGAUGCAGGAUCACCUCAGCAGCAGUCAGAUGCCGAGUCUGAAGCUCAGCAAUCUGAAGCUGAAGCAGAGCAGUCAGAAGGUGAAAUGCAGCAGUCUGAUGCAGAACAACAAUCAGAUGCUGAGGAACAGCAACAGUCAGAAGAAGAGCAACAAUCUGAUGCUGAACAAUCAGAUGUUGAAGCUCAACAAUCUGAUGCUGAAGGACAGCAAUCAGAUGCUGAAGCUCAACAGUCUGAUGUAGAAGGACAGCAAUCUGAUGCUGAAGGUCAAGAAUCUGACGCUGAAGGUCAACAGUCUGAUGCUGAAGCUCAGCAAUCAGAAAAUGAAAUACAGCAAUCUGAUGCUGAAGCUGAGCAAUCAGAUGCAGAGGAGGAAGGACAGCAAUCAGAGGCUGAAGUGCAAGGAUCAGAUGCAGAAGCACAGGAAUCUGGAGAAGAAUCUGGAGGACAACAGUCAGAUGCAGAAUCAGCUGCUGAACAGUCAGAUGCUGAAUCAGAAGCCCAGCAGUCAGAUGCUGAAUCUGAAGCUCAGCAAUCCGAUAAUGAGUCUGUAAAGCAGCAGUCUGGUGAAGAUGAUGAUGAUCGAAAUGUAUCUGAUGCAGAAGCAGAAGAACCUGAUGCACGAUCUGAGAGAGUUGCUUCUGGAAGUGAAAGAUAUUCGCCCAGAAGUAGUUCUCCUGCUAGUGCUCAAGCUAAUUCAGAAGUUGAACAAUCUGAUGAAGAAACUGAAAGGAAGGCUGCUGAAGACUCUGAUAAAGAAAGUCAUCAAUCUGAUGAUGCACAGUCUGAAGCAGAGCGUCAGGAUUCAGAUGCUGCUUCAGAUAAUGAGCAAUCUGAUCAAGAAAAUAAGUCAGUUAAAAGUGAUGAUGGCAGUCCUAAAAGAAAAAGGAAAAUUUUAAGUAGUGAUGAACAUUCUGACAGAGACUCGGAUGAUGAUAAGAAAAGUAAAGCUUCUGUAAAAUCUGGAUCUGAAGCAGAUAAUUCUGAAGAUGAAAGACCCCGGAAAAAAUUGAAAGUUAAACGAAAGACUUUGGAUUCUGAUGAUGAAGAUCAAAAGAUGAGUGGUCAGGAAGAUAUGUCUGGUGAUGAAUCUGCUGCUACUUCUAAAAGAAAGAGGAAAAUGAGUAGUGAUGAUCAAGAUGAGUCAGGGCAAGAAUCUGAUGAUGAUAGGAAGAAAAAGAAGAGAGCCACAAUCGAUGAUUCGGACCAAGGCUCAGAUGUAGAAAACAAAAGUGCACGAGCUUCAGACGAUGAUGGAGAAAAGGGUGAAGAUGAUGAAGAUGGAUCACCAAAAGCUACUGCUACAGAUCUUUUUGGUGAGGACUUAGAUAUCAGUUCCGAUGAAGAAGGUAAAGAAAGAGCUGCUGCUGCUGCUAUGAAUGGUGAAAUGGACGGAUUUUCACAGGACCAAGAAGAGCAAGAAGAACCAGUGCCAGAAACAAGAAUUGAAUUAGAAAUUCCAAGAAUUUGUGCCAAUCUAGGAAAAGAGGUCCAUUUUGUGAAAUUACCUAAUUUUUUAAGUGUUGAUACAAGACCAUAUGAUCCAUCUUGGUAUGAAGAUGAAAUUGAUGAGGAUGAAGUUUUAGACGAAGAAGGACGCGCACGCUUGAAACUGAAAGUUGAAAACACGAUCCGGUGGCGUAAGGUUUAUGAUGAUGAUGGCAAUGAGCAAAGAGAAAGUAAUGCUAGAGUCAUUAAGUGGUCUGAUGGCAGCUUGUCAUUGCAUUUAGGGUCUGAAAUAUUUGACAUUUAUCGACAGAACUUAAUGCCUGGGGACCAUAAUCAUAUAUUUAUUCGUCAAGGUACUGGUUUACAAGGCCAAGCUGUAUUUCGCACAAAACUUACAUUCAGACCUCAUUCCACUGACAGUUUCACUCAUCGUAAGAUGACUCUAUCAUUAGCUGACAGAAACCAAAAAACACAGAAAAUCAGAGUUUUGCAUAAUGUUGGUAAAGAUCCAGAAGCUCAUCGUUGGGAAAUGAUAAAACAAGAAGAAGAUAGAUUGAAAGCUUCCAUUCGUAGAGAAAGCAAGCAGAGAAGAAUAAAAGAGAAACCAAUUUCUAGAGGAAUAAAUUCUUCUUACCUUGAACAUGAUCGAGAUGAUGAUGACGAUGAUGGAGCAAUUUCAUUGUCAGCCAUCAAAAAUAAAUACAAAAAAGGAGGAGCUACUACUUCCAAAGGAAUAUACUCAUCUGAUGAAGCUUCAGACGAUGAGGGCAAAGAAAAAACAGAACAAACUCAGGAAGCUGAGGGAGAUGACGACGAUAGCGAUCUGGAUUAUUUUGAUCGUAAAAAAGCGGAAAAGAAAACUUUCGUAGUCGAAGAAAGCGAUGAAGAUUAAUGUGUAUUUUAUUGUGUAAUAUAACUUUACAUUUGUAUAUAAAAUAUUAAAUAAAUUCAUUUUCACAUGU